UCACAUUCAGAUUAGCCAAUGGAAAUACAGUGAAGUUUGAGUUUGACUCUUGCUAGCAAUAGCGGCGGUUAGUUACCCUGUAAACUACUCGGUGUUUAGUGGUCACGGCUCUACCGGAAGAUACAGCUUAUCCGCGAGAUCCUUUAAUUUGGGAAGUCUAAUGGAAUUGUCGCUAUGGAUGAUGUAGGAAGAACCAGUUUUAGUUCAGUGGAAGAAGAACGAUUAUAUUGGAAAGAUCUGGCAAUGCAGUAUAAAAAAUUGGUGCAGAAUGCUCAGGAGGAACUGCAGGAAUUUCAAGAAGGCAGCCGAGAGUAUGAAGCGGAACUAGAACUACAGCUGCAGCAAAUAGAAAACCAAAACAGGGACGUCCUCUCUGAAAACAAUCGCUUAAGAAUGGAACUGGAGUCUCUGAAGGAGAAGUAUGAACAGCAGCAUUCUGAUAGCAUCACACAAAUUUGUGCGUUGGAAGGAGAACUUUCCCAAACCAAGGCUGUCCGUGAUCAGCUGCAGAAGUACAUUCGAGAGCUUGAACAGGCGAAUGAUGAUCUAGAAAGGGCAAAGAGAGCAACCAUAAUGUCACUUGAGGAAUUCGAGCAGAGCCUUAAUCAGGCCAUUGAGAGAAAUGCGUUUCUGGAAAGUGAACUUGAUGAAAAAGAAAAUCUGCAAGAAUCUGUUCAGAGACUAAAAGAUGAGGCUCGAGAUUUAAGACAGGAACUGGCUGUGCAGCAUAAACAAGAGAAGCCAAAAUCCAAUGUUCCUGACAUAUCAGAAGAUGAGAGAAUGGACACCGCUGUACAAGCGUCCGUAACUGUCCCAUCAACACCCUUGGCUCAUAGAGGCCGUGUCUCUGGGUUGAGCACACCACGAUCGUUGAGAAAAAGUUUGGAUGAUGGUUACAGCGGCACUCCUCUAUCCCCAUCUGCAAGGGUAUCAGCUCUUAAUAUCGUAGGGGAUCUUCUACGGAAAGUUGGGGCUUUGGAAUCCCAACUAGCAUCUUGCAGAAAUUUUAUGUAUGAGCCGUCACCCAACAGACCACUAAAGGCCUUUUCUUCUCGCGUAAACCAAUUAAGAGACGGCAAUGAGAACAGACUGAUUAGGGCAAAUGGAUCUUCAGCUGAAAAGGGGUUUAAUAAACGUCUGGAGUUUGGAGCGAUACCUCCUAAUAUACCUGUUCAGGGAAUGCCGUCGCCUCAAGGUGUAGUCAAAAUGAUUCUUUAGUAAAAAUGGACUUUCAAAUCUCUAACUUAUUGAGAGUUUUUUUUCUCUACAUUUUAAUAUUUCUAAUAAAUAUUACAAAAGACAAACACUGGACAUACUGUAAACGGACCACAUUGUACUAAAUGUUUAGCUAUGGCUUUUGGGGGGUUUUCUUAAAGGGACAUGAAACUCAAUUUUUUUAUUUUAUUAUUCAGAUAGAGCAUGUGAUUUUAAAGAUCUUUCUAAUUUACUUUUAUUUUCAAAUUGUCUUCGUUCUCUUGGUAUCCUUUGUUGAAAAGCAUGGCCGUAAGCUCAGGAGCGUGCACAUGUCACAAGAACUAUAUGGUAGCAGUUUAGCAAACCUGUUAUCCAUUUGAUAAAGCCCUAGAUGGCAGCACUAUUUCCUGCCAUGUAGUGCUUCAGAUGGCUACCUAGGUAUCUCUUCAACAAAGAAUACCAUCGGAACAAAGCAAAUUUGAUAAUAGAAGUAAACUGGAAACCUUUUUUAAAAAUUGUAUCCUCUGUCUGAUUUACAAAAUCAUUUUUGAGGUUUUAUAUCCUAUUAAGGAUUUCUUGGUACCAUUUUUUUUUUUUUACAAACUUACAUUUCUUCUCGCACGGCAGUUCUGCUAGCGAUCUGUGAAAACAAUACUGAAUGACAUCUGUGAAUGACGUGGUGGUCUGUAGCUGAAAAUUCUGUGUAUACGUAUUUUACACAUGUUCAUUUAGAGCUGCCCUUUAACCGCGGCAGUUGUAUACUGUACAAUUUCUUGUCAGUAAUUAAUUGUGCAUCAUAAACUGCUGUAUGAAUUCCAUUGUAUUUCAAAAACUUUUGGAAUCUUUGCAAAAUAAAAAAAAAAUAAAACGCAUUCUAUCUGCCACACAUGUAUUUUAGAGAAUAUGAAACGGAACCAAGAGUAACGUUUUUACUGAAGAGAGAUGAUUUUAUGACCUAGUAAAACCAUAUAACUAAAAUAUGUUGAUAUAACCGUGCUUUCUUGUCUGCGAGAUUGCAGCAUUUGUCCCCGGCGCAAAUCUGUUUAUAAAAGGUUAUAUGCACUGGCAUGAGUCACAUAGACUUAUAUAAUAUCUCUCUGAACCAAGUGGUACUGGUUUUAAUGUUUUUAAUCUAAAAUAAAUCUAACAUAGGUCUUCUACUUAAAGGGAUUUAAAACCCCAAUUUUUUCUUUCAUGAUUCUGAUAGAGCAGUAAUUUUAAGCACCUUUCUAAUUUACUUAUAUUAUUAAUUUGUCUUCAUUCUCUUGGUAUCUUUAUUUGUAAAAGCAGGAAUGUAAGCGUAGAAGCCGGACCAUUUUUGUUUCAGCACCUGGGUAGCGAUUGCUGAUUGGUGGUUAAAUGUAGCUGCCUCCUAAGCCUACAUUACUGCUUUUUCAAAUAAAGAUAUCAAGAGAACAAAGAAAAUUGAUAAUAGGAGUAAAUUAGAAAGUUGAUUAAAAUUGCCUGCUCUAUCCGAAUCAUGGAAUAAAAAAUGUGGGUUUCAUAUCCCUUUAAGAACAGUUUGUGUUAUCAAACUGGAGAUUAGAAAAGCACAAUAUUUUUUAUUUUGUUAUUUUAACAAUUUUAUAAGCACAAGAAGCUAAUUUCAGGGAAUACAAGCUUCAUGAUAUUAAUGACACUGUGUGGUCUAAUAAUGGCAUUUCUGUGUCUAUAUUUUAGAUGGCAGUCUUUUUUUGUACACAAAAUAUUUUGUGAGUUUUUUACUCCGAUACCCAACAUUCUAACGAAGGCUCAAAUGUCUCGAAGUUCUGUGUCUAAGCUACAUGUAAUAUUCUAGCAAACAUUUUGUUCACUGUCUGCUCACAAAUUAAUAAUUAAUUAUUUUUCUUCCCAUUAAGUUUUUAUAGGAGACUAAAAAAAUAACCUAGUUUUCUAGUUUACAAAAACACUUUUUGAAGCACUUCUGUAUCCCAAGCUAAAUAAAUACAUUGUAUUUUUUUUAAAUGUUUUGCGUUUCACGUUUUUGUUUUGUUUUUUAGGGGGGUGGUGUGUUUUUUUUUUUUUAACUAAGUUUAAAAAGAAAAUUGGGACAAUAUUAAAAUUGGUACACUAUAGACACUGAUAAAACUAUACAGAACACAAGUAUGUCAUCCAUACCUCUACCUCUCAUUUUAGUUUUUUUGCCUUGUGUUACUGUAUUUUUCAUUUGUCUUUAAUGUAAAUAUGUAGACCACAAGCUUUUACAUGUACUAAUAUAAAAACAUCUGAAGUGGAUCGAUUACACCUUUAUGUGCCUUCACAAGACCCAUGUUUUAUCUAUAUUUUUUUUUAGUUAACUUAAUACAUUUAUUAGAUGUUUCGUCUGAGAUUUUUAAAUAAAAUUUCAACUAAAACAAA
Molecule: messenger RNA, 3552 nt
Organism: Bombina bombina (fire-bellied toad)
Lineage: Eukaryota; Metazoa; Chordata; Amphibia; Anura; Bombinatoridae
Gene: NDE1
Product: nudE neurodevelopment protein 1
Exons: 9
Coding region: 175-1218 (347 amino acids)
Biological process (GO): centrosome localization; establishment of mitotic spindle orientation; cell migration
Cellular component (GO): kinesin complex; centrosome; kinetochore
Molecular function (GO): microtubule binding
Source: RefSeq, a predicted model, not a curated record